AUGGAACUUAUGGAACAAUCGUACGAAAGCGAACAGUUCUUUAUUUAUUGUGAAUACGCGAAGAAACCGAGGGACUCCUAGAUUUUCUUUUUUGUUUUGCAAGUGAUUAGCAGGAUUGUGUUGUUUGUGAAUUAUAAAGUUAUAGUGUAUUAACGCGAGAAAAAUCGAUGAGAUUGUGUGUACAGUGGUGCGAACAAUAUGUGCAGUGUUGAUUACGAAUGACAUCUGCUAGAAGGAAAACGGAAUUGCAGUAGUUAGAGGACGUGGAUUACACAUCGUACAGGAUGAAUGUGACCGAGACAAUUCCAGUAUCGGCUCAGCCGAUGGAGAAAACGCACAGUCUACUGGAGCCUCUACAGCAGCCAAUGUUCCUGCAGACUCAAACUGCUCAGAUAAUCGCGGGGAUCUUUGUAUGGACCGCGCUGUUUAUCACUUGCCAACAGAUCUACCAGCACCUGCGCUGGUACACAAACCCCUCAGAGCAGCGAUGGAUCGUUCGCAUCCUGUUCAUCGUGCCCAUCUACGGCUGUUACAGCUGGAUCUCGCUGUUAUUCUUCAACGGAGACUCCUACUACGUGUACUUCUUCACAGUCAGGGACUGCUAUGAAGCGUUCGUGAUCUACAGCUUCCUGUCCCUGUGCUACGAGUACCUAGGAGGCGAGGGCAACAUCAUGUCCGAGCUGCGAGGCAGGCCCGUGCGCGCCUCCUGCGUCAACGGCACGUGCUGCCUCGCCGGCGCCACCUACACCAUUGGCUUCCUGCGCUUCUGCAAGCAGGCCACCUUGCAGUUCUGUCUCGUCAAGCCUGUCUGCGCCUUCAUUAUUAUAUUCCUACAGUCGGCAGGGCACUACCAUGACGGCGACUGGAGCCCCAACGGCGGCUACCUGUACAUCACGAUCGUGUACAACUUCUCCGUCAGUCUGGCGCUCUACGGGCUGUUCCUGUUCCUCGGUGCCACCCGUGAGAUGCUCAAGCCGUUCGACCCCGUGCUCAAGUUCUUCACCGUCAAGUCCGUCAUCUUCCUCUCGUUCUGGCAAGGCGUCGCCCUAGCCAUCCUAGAGAAGGCCGAAGUAAUAAUGCCGAUCACGGACGCGAACAACGUGCCCACGACGGCCGGCACGGUGUCGGCCGGCUACCAGAACUUCCUCAUCUGCAUCGAGAUGCUGGCGGCGGCCGUGGCGCUGCGCUACGCCUUCCCGGCCGCCGUGUACGCGCACGCGCACCGCGACCCGCACCGCUCCGUCACCAUGCAGUCCAUCUCCAGCAGCUUGAAGGAGACCAUGAACCCCAAGGACAUAAUGACUGACGCGUUCCACAACUUCCACCCGCAGUACCAGCAGUACACGCAAUACAGCUCCGUGAUGCGCGGGCACGCGGCGGCGCCGGGCGCGCGCGCCGAGGAGGGCGCGACGCUGGCGCCCCGGCCGCCGCCGCAGCGCGUGGCCACCAUCUCGCACACCCCCAACUACCACGAGAAGACCACGCUGCUCAGUUCCGACGACGAGUUCCAGUGAACAUCCUUCGACCCCACCGCGUGGUUGCACGAACGUUCCUUAGUCUGACGUUAGAUGAAGGUCCUUUGUGAUUUGGCGGUAAAUAAUCGGAUUGAAAUGGUGCGGAUGCGAGACUACGUUAUGUUCCCGUGCCCUUUUGGGCUCAUUUAGACGGUGCGAGACUUCGCAUAAUUUACCUAUACAUUGCAAUUAUUCGAUCGGCCUGAAUUGGAACCUCAAUAAUCCGCAAUGUAACUAAAAUUGCUUGCGAGUUCGCGCGCCGUCUAAAUAAGCCGUUAGACAGAAAUACUGCAUCCUGCACCGAUUACUUACUGUAAAGUCGAGAAAAUCCAGUUACGGACGCCUUCAAAAAUCUUUUGUAAAUGUCACUGAACUUAAACUUUUCAUUGAAUUAUAGGUAUCGGCCGUAGACGAAGCUUGUGGUAGACUUGAAAGCGACAAUUUAUGCCGUAUGGGUGAUUUUGUUCUACGGUAUCGUAAAUUUUGUGGUCAACUUAGUCUAACUGCGACUUAUAGUUUGACUGUGAUUUCAAUGGAGGGCUUGAUACUACACUGAGCUACUUUUAUUAUAGGACCAACCUCGAAAUCGCGAAAAUUUUAUUGGUGUUUUCAUACAUUUUGGCUGAUCAGAUUUCGAUGUUUUCUAUGAAAAAACCAAACAUUUUUCGCGAUUUCGGGGUCGAUCCCAUCGUAAAAUUAGCUCGAUUAUAUAUGUAUAGGUCGAGCCCUUCAUUUAAAGCCAUUAUUUUGUCUAUAGAUGUUACCUGAAAUGAUUUUGUUGGACAUUGGACCUUAUUAACGUUUGUGCAACUGCGUAACUGCCAACAGAAUUACUCAAAUGGUGAAAGCAAAAUAUUUUGGUAAGAGCUUGAAUUCAUUUCGAUGUCAAUCUUAAGCUAAAAAUCGGGUGUACUAUAACGCUAAAGCGUUAUACCUACCUACUCUUGUACGAAUUAACUCUGCCGUAAAUAAGGACCUUUAUACCUAUUUAGCACUGAUCAUCAGAAAUAAAGCCACAUUUAGGAUAAUUCAGAGCAAUUUAGAUCUUUUUACAAGUUCUAAGUGUCAUAUAACGUUUAUGUCCCAUUGCUUACUUUUCUAAAAGAGUAAUGUACCAGUUUCUCGAUCAAUAUGUGCUUAAUAAUUGGCUAAAGACUCACUAAGUAUGAAGACUUUUUCAUACUACGUAUUUUAUACGUAAGAAAUAAGAAAUGCUUGCUGUUAAUGGCCAAAUCACUACAAAAAGCUAAUUCAUCAACAUAUCAAGAGAACUUCGUAUGUUAUGGGCAUAAAUAUGAACGGCCAAAGAAUUGUUUUUCAUAUAAUAUGAAAAACUGGGACUAUUGUAUAGUAAUGUCAGUGACGAUUAAAUAUUAAAGACUGCUAACUCCAUAAAAUAAAUUUCCAUCAAAAAGGCGGUUAACUAAAUAAAUAUUUAUGGACACUUGCUCACAUCGACCCAGCCAAAGCUUGAACUAGAAUAAAAAAAAAGAAAAAUGGGACUAUCUUACUUUAAUGCACUGAGUCCUCCCUUUAAACAGAGGUGUUGUACUGUUGAUACUUACACCAUAAUAAAACAUUUGACUGAAACUUCGAAGAAAUAAGAACCGCAACAUUGUAUGGAAAUUAGAAAUCUUUAUUAUUUAGUCGUCUCUAAUAAAUGUGUACCAUUUGCCUUCGAUGUGUUGAUAUGAUAUAUUGUGUUAUAUUAUAUUUAACAAGGAUGAUACCCCGACGACCACGGCUCGAUUAAAAUAUAUAAUGUGUAUAGAUUUGUAAGUAGAAACUGUAAAAUGAUUACAGAAUGUACAGAUAUAGUGUAUUCAUGUAUACAGUGACAUCUUAUAAAACGAGUCCUUCAUAAAAAGCGUCACGUAUAAAUAAACUUGCAGUAUUUUUACUUUUAUUUUUCCAUCAAUAGGGAACUAAUCCAACAGUAUGAUAUUGGUUUUGUGCCCAACGUGCAUGAUGUACGACAAAUGAGAACGAUUCAUACCUAUCUGUGCCCGGUGGGACAAAUAGGAAUUAAUCGUUCACCUGUGCCCGCCUCGUCCUCGUGGGUCGGGGACAAACAAGAAUGCACCCAAAUGUAACUAAUGAAUCCCGACCAUAGUCGACAGAUGGGCACCACUGCGCGACAGUGGCGCCUUCUUGAAAUUAGUUAAACUAUUGCUAGCCAGGCUCCACGAAACGUGACGCUUUUUACGAAUAUCCUGUUGCCUAUGCAGGGUGAAAUCAGAGAAGGGAUCAGAAUUAACAAGACAUGAAGAAUUAAGGGAGAAAGUUAAGUUCUAAUAGUUUUUUUUUUAUUAAUUGUAAAUAGUGAAUAUGAUUAUCUGCUGACUUGGACUGCCUACACUCCGAGAUAGUAUGACAUUCCCAUACAAUUUAUGUUUCAAAUACCGGGACUACUUACCGUGAUUUACAGAGUAAUUUAUUUUUAAUUACAAUUUUAUAAAAUUGAUUAAUUUCCUCAUAGUCUGAAAAGGUGAUUUAUGAUUACAUUUCUGAUGUUACCCUGUAUAAUUAUAGAUUAAUUAAGAAUUCCAUAUGUAUUUUAUUCAUAUUACAUAUAAGUUAAACAGAAAAGUUUUAAGGUAUGAUCUCGUUUAGCACGCUUCUGCACUGCAUUGAUAAAAAAAGUUGCAUUUAAACGUUCAACAUCUACGGAUCAGUUUUGCUAUUCGUUUUUAGACAAAACAUGAAGCGUGCUGUUAAAAUCGGUUCGUAAAAUUCAUAUUAGACUUCUAUUUACGAGUAUGGAUCUGUUAUAAUAAUCCUUAACCAUGACUAAAUAAGCUUCAUAAUGCUUCGCCGUCCAGUUCCAAAAUUGUAAAAGCGGCUAUAGGAGAGCAAAUAUAAUGUAAAUAUAAAUAAAAAAACGAAAAAAGAAACUAUUCAAUAAUAAAUAGGAUUGGUAAGCUUUAUUUAAAGUUGCGUUUUUUCGUAAUAAAAAUAUUCUCAAUCGCGUUGUCUUCACUUUUGUAGUAUGACGACUGUAAUCCAGUGAAUAAGUUUGGGCGAGGACGAAGUACGCAAUUUUUAAUGAAGAUUAGCAGUUUUUAUUAUUCGCUAGUCUUUGAUAUACAUAUAUUUGCUCGACUAUUCCGUGUCGUGUUUCCGAGUUCCUAAAUAUAUAAAAAACAAAGAAGCAGUUGUGUAUGUAUGUAGAUAAUUCAUAGAUUUUCUUUCGCACAGAUUAUACGAAGCUUACAAAUUGAGAUUUGCUUUCCAUGACAAUAACUUUUUAUGUUUAUUUAACUAAGAUUCAAACGAUAAUAUUUAAAACGACGGAAGCAUUUACAUAAGUAUCACACGUAUAUGUUGGUGUUUAAAUAUUUGUGUAGAAAUUAGGAAAUAGGUAGCAAGGAAUUAUUUACCCGUUGACUUAAGUUAGGGCAACAACAGCUAGUGUUGGUUAAGACUCGAGUCCUUUGAGUCCUCUGCUUUGGACUCCGUUUCUGAGGCUCACAUAUUUAAGUCUAAAGUCGUGUUCUUUUCAACUUGUCAAAGACUCGAGUCUUUUAUAGAGACUUGGGUCCUUUUCAGAGAACUCUUAAUUUCUUUCUUUGCUAAAUUUCGAUAUGCAUUGUUUUAAGUAAUAUUCCUGGAAUAGGUACGGUCGCGUUUGAAAAUAUCGACACGGACAAAGUGCCAAAAAUAUGUAUACACUACCCUAAUAUAUGGGCCAUAAAGGCGUGUAUACAUAUUUUUGGCACUUCGAUCGUGUCGAUGUUUUCAGACGUGACUGUACACAAAUCAUACAAUAACACAUCAUUUCUUUACUGUUAUUCUGGUAAAACCUAUAAAAUUGUUGACGGAAUCUUUAUUCGGAGGCUCGAGUCCUUUUGAGUUGCUCUUAAAAAUACUCAAUAAAGGACUCGCCUCGCCUAACAACAGCCGGUCCAGUGUUGGUAGGAACUCGAGUAUUUUGAGUCCAAAUGUGAAGAGCUCGACUCGUUUUUACGCGACUCAGUGCUUUAAAAACUUACGAGUAAAGACUUAAAAGUAAGCCCGAGUCGAAUCCUUUAUUGAGUCUUAUAAGCAAAACUUAAAGGGACGUCUUUUAAGCGCAACUUAACGGACUCGUGCCUUCGGAUAAAGAUUUCGUCAAAAAAAUUUAUGUUUUAUCUAAAUGAACACUAAGGAAGGCUUUAUUAAAUGAUGUGUAACUUACCCUUGAAUUUAAUGUGGAGACAAUUGUUUUCACAAUUUUUUUUACAUAAUUUAAGAGUUAUCUUUAAAGGACUCCAGUCUUUACAGAAGACAUGUCUCGAUAAGAACUCGAGUUUCGACUUAGGGACUAUAUUCUGAAAAACCGAGUCGAGUCUUUCAGCAGAGAGGACUCAAAGGACUUGAGUCUUAACCAACACUAAGUCAGUCUCCUCACUUCGGCUACACAUAUGGAAUUACUUUAAGGCGCAGGGUAGGGCAAGGCAUUCUCUAUACAAACCUUGUGCAAGUUUUAUUCGUUAGUUUUGGCACUAUAGCAUUUAAUUUCAUUUUUUGCUUGUAUAUAUUGGAUAUACGCAUAUAUAAAAAUAACAAUACAAAAAUACAAAAAAAAGAAUACAUCCAAGCCCUAGCUAACAGAAAAAUAAGCAUAUUUACCAAAAAUAAUAACUAGCGCAAACACAAGCGAAGAAAAACGCGCACAAAGUUUGUAUCGAAAGAGCUUGCCCUACCCUUCGCCUUAAAAGACUGAUAUAAGGAAGAGUAUUGGGUUGGAUAUUGUAUAUUCAUUCACAAGGAUCGCUUCCAAUUUCAUUCUAAGGACACGGAGCGCUUAUAUCUUGAUGCCUUAACAAAUUGGAUAAUUAUUUGACAGCCUGUCAAUUUACAAUAGAUUUAUUUUUAUUAAACUCCUAACAUUUGAAGUGAAAGCCUACCUAUAAAUAUAAAUAGCAGGGUACGUAGCCAAGAUACCAAUCUUUUACGCUCUGAGGCGAACGAAAAGCCAAUGUCUAUCGCACUAAUAUGGACGAUUGAUGUAAGAGACUACGCUACGCUAUGGAGCGUAAACGAUUGGCACUGUGGCUAGGCACCCAGUUGUAAGUUAAUUUAUUUAGGUUUUCAACUGUAUUUUUUUCAUAAGGGUCAGUAUACCUAAUCUUGUUUUAACUACAUGCGUUAAUAUACUUAUGUUCACACUAUCACUAACAUUACUUAUUUUCUUUUGUAUUUAAAUAUCCAAUGCUGUUCAAUUCCACCUUUUAUAUUCAACCUAUUGCAAUAUAUUGCCUUAAAGAUAUUUCUGCCUCUACACCUUUCUUUACUUAUAUAUCUGUAUUAUGUACGAACAAUUAAACAUUAAUAUUAAAAUAAUGUUACUUAAUACUUUAGUUGUCAAUGUGUAUAUGUUAACAUAAGACAAUUACGCGUAUUUUAUAAUUUAUUAAAACCAAGUAUAAUUGUAUCCUAGAAUAAAUGACUCCAUAUUUAUUUCAAACAGAAAAAUACCAUAUUGCCUGUUCAACACAAAACCGAGUGAUAUUUUGUAGACAUAUAAUUAAAAUAAAAAAACAUUAUUAUUACUAAUUCCUACUGCGUAGUAAAAACAUUUCAUACGUUUGCAAUAUGUGCGAGCAAGACACAUUGGCUUUUACAACAUAUAUACUUUUAAUUCCUCAUCAUUGUUUAUAUAUAAAGUAUGCAGAAAAUGAUACGUGCCUGUUCUGGCGUUUUACUUUCCAAGUUCGUUUUUUUAACAUGUUUUACUAGCAAUUAAAAUUUGAUUUUAUAUGGAUUUGUUGUACACAUUCCAUUCUGAUAUUUAAUUACCUUAAAAAAUAUAUAAAAGUUCAUUAUAAACUUAGUCAUGGUUUUUGAAUACACAUGUAUUUUACUCUCCCUGUCUUCGGAAUAAAAAGUAGUGUUUAAUUUGGAUGAAAGGCACCAUUUCAGUCUCGGACUAUUGGCUAAACUCCCUCGACUGAAAUGAGUGCCUUUCAUCUCUCGAUUAACGAACUACUAUUUCAUUUGAUGUUUGUGUCAGCAGCUUCUUUAGCCCUUUGAGUGCGAUAAAGGACUCUAAGUAGAUUACUUUUACAUGUUAAAUAUGUAAAAAAAAAGCAUUGAACUGUUUUAGUACCUAUAUUUAAAAUAUUUAGUUUCGAUAAAUCAUUUAAUGAAAUUGUUUAUUUAGAACAGACACUAUAUGUAUUUUUUUAUAUAAAAAAUAAAGUUUCAAGCUUCUUGCCAGUUAGGCUAAUCGACCUGUAAAUACUUACUCGCUAUCAUUUAUUUGUACAUCGAGCAUCGCCCUCCACUCGCCAUUUUACCCGCGCAUUUGUUGCAUUGAGUUGUUAGAUUUUUAUAAAAAAAAUGUAAUGACGCUUAUUUUUCGUAAUUUAUGGUUGUCAAUUAAAGUUAAGUAAGUCGACGUCGACUUCAUUUUUGUGAAUAGGUACUUUACCCCAAUCAUUGAGGAGUAAUAUUGUAUUGAAAAUCCUAUAACCUAUCUGGCCCGAUUGACGUACAUGUCGAAUACAAGCGUUACUUACGGAUAUUUGACAUGCGGUUUUGCAACACAAUUAUGGAAGGUAGAGGUAAGGAUUGCAAUCUCCAUAGGCGGAGCUGAUGCAAAAGUGUCCAGUUGUCAGCUAUAAAUAAUAGCUAAGAACCUAGGCGUUAUUGACGUGCGCUGUCUAUGAUUUGAUUUUUUUUUUCAAGUAUUCUAGGGAUUGCAGCGCCACCUAUUUAAGGUUUUUUGAUGAAACUUUUUGGUAUAUGGAGAUUCCAUUCCUUACCUCCACCUUCCAUAAACACAAUGGGGAAUUACUAAUGAACGUCAACUCCGACAUUGAUUGGUUUAUAAAAUUAUUGUAAGGAAUGGAGACGAUUGAUAGGCCAAUAUUAUCUAGAUGUAAGAAUGCUUCCUUCAUUCCGAAUACAAAUUCAAAUUAUUUUUGUAACUGAAAUAGCAAAUUUGAAGGUGCAAUACGACAGUUCAUAAAGUUUUGUGAAUCAUUGUUGAAUGAAAUUUUAACAGAUAAUGUUAGAUAUAUAAAUUAAAAUGUUUUAGCUCCAGUUUUAAUAUAAGUAAAUAUCUACAUAACAAUAUUGAUAUAUUACGAAA
Messenger RNA from Cydia pomonella (codling moth), 8592 nucleotides. It is a transcript of the gene Tmep, whose product is annotated as transmembrane protein 184B. Lineage: Eukaryota; Metazoa; Arthropoda; Insecta; Lepidoptera; Tortricidae. Bases 285 to 1514 code for a protein of 409 amino acids. Gene Ontology annotation, biological process: transport. Gene Ontology annotation, molecular function: transporter activity. The record is from RefSeq and is a predicted model, not a curated record. The transcript is spliced from 9 exons.